Messenger RNA from Erigeron canadensis, 1933 nucleotides. RefSeq names its product 5'-adenylylsulfate reductase 3, chloroplastic-like. The record is from RefSeq and is a predicted model, not a curated record. Gene Ontology annotation, molecular function: phosphoadenylyl-sulfate reductase (thioredoxin) activity. Lineage: Eukaryota; Viridiplantae; Streptophyta; Magnoliopsida; Asterales; Asteraceae. The transcript is spliced from 5 exons. The coding region runs from base 154 to 1536 and encodes 460 amino acids.
GGCCGCCCCUCACCUUUGAUUAACCGUUUAAUUCUCAAUAUAUUCUUCUAAUAAAUAUGUCUCUGUAUGUGUAUAUAUAUAUGCAUAUAAUAAAAAAUCAGAAAUCUAUAUCAAAUUUCAAUCAGUAAUUCCUUAGUAAUAAAAAUCAAAUCAAUGGCGUUAGCUGUUACUUGUUCAUCUACUUCAAUCUUUUUUUCAUCCUUUAAUUCUAAUUCUAAUUCACAUACACAGCAAGCAGCAGGGGUGGUUCAAAGUAAUUUCCAUCAUCAGUCGCCGGCGGGCCUGAAAUUGAGCCGGAAAACAGGUGCUGCUGCCGAGUCAAAUAAAAGAAAUGAUUCAAUUAUUGUUCCUUCUGCUGCUACCAUUUCUGCUCCUGAUGUGGUGAACAAAGCUGUAGAGGUUGUGGACAUAGACAAAUUGUCAAAAGAUCUCGACAAGGCUUCUCCACUUGAAAUCAUGGAUAAAGCCCUUGCAAAAUAUGGGAAUGAUAUUGCCAUAGCUUUCAGUGGGGCUGAAGAUGUUGCUUUGAUCGAGUACGCUCACUUGACCGGACGUCCCUUCAGGGUCUUCAGCCUUGACACUGGACGGCUAAACCCAGAAACUUACAAGUUCUUUGAUAUUGUUGAGAAACAUUACGGCAUCCGGAUUGAGUACAUGUUUCCAGAUGCUGUAGAGGUACAGGCCUUGGUAAGAACCAAAGGACUGUUCUCGUUUUAUGAAGAUGGUCAUCAAGAAUGUUGUCGUGUAAGAAAGGUGCGACCUUUGAGGCGGGCUUUGAAGGGCUUGCGGGCCUGGAUCACGGGUCAACGAAAAGACCAAUCUCCAGGGACAAGAUCAGAAGUUCCGGUAGUCCAGGUAGAUCCUGUUUUUGAAGGGUUGGAUGGUGGCUCUGGUAGCUUGGUGAAGUGGAACCCCAUGGCUAAUGUAGCCGGUAACGAUAUAUGGAACUUCCUUCGAACCAUGGAUGUCCCGGUUAACUCAUUGCAUGCUCAGGGGUAUAUCUCCAUAGGUUGCGAGCCCUGCACAAGGUCCGUCUUGCCUGGUCAACAUGAGAGGGAAGGAAGAUGGUGGUGGGAAGAUGCUAAAGCAAAAGAAUGUGGGUUGCAUAACGGAAACCUUAAGGAGGAAAACGGAAACGGAAACACAGCUGUUAAUGGUAAUGGGAGUUCCGUGGCUUCUGAUCUCUUUGAGAGCCAAAACAUUGUGAACUUGAGUCGGCCUGGUGUCGAAAAUCUUCUCAAGAUGGAAGACCGAAAAGAUGCUUGGAUGGUUGUUCUUUACGCACCUUGGUGCCCGUAUUGUCAGGCAAUGGAAGCAUCAUAUAUCGAAUUAGCUGAUAAGAUAGCCGGAAGCGGUGUGAAGGUUGGCAAAUUCAAUGCCGAUGGUGAUCAGAAGGCAUUUGCUAAACAAGAGUUGCAGCUAGGGAGCUACCCUACCAUCCUUUUCUUCCCAAAGCACUCAUCAAGACCGAUCAAAUACCAGCCUGAGAAGAGAGACGUUGACUCUUUGAUGGCUUUCAUCAACGCCCUUAGAUGAUCAAGACAAAGAAGAAACAUGAUGUGUCGUUUGCUCGUUUGAGGACUUGUACGCAGAGAUGUGUAAAGAUGGGUUUUGGUAUUCGUCUAGUCGUCGUUGUAUAAUAUGUUCGUGUACUGUUUCUAUUUUGUUUUAGUGGUCCCGGUUUUGGUCUUCUGGUUGAUGCGAGUAGAUAAUGAAAUGUUAGGUUGCAUUUUGUAAUCAAAGUCUCUUGAUUCAAGGAGAUGUAGUCGUGUCAGGGGAAUCAUCGUUUCCAGAUGUCUCGUUAAUAAGGUUAAGAAGAUGUUUAGUUAUUAAUGGGGAUUGUAAAGUAUGAAUGUAUGAUUCUUUGGUUAAUGUUUAGGAAAUAAAAGUCGAGGGUUACGUUUUUGAUCCCGGGGGCGUUCCCCCUCAUUAA